Ctenopharyngodon idella (grass carp) is the source of this 1633-nucleotide messenger RNA. RefSeq lists its product as uncharacterized. Lineage: Eukaryota; Metazoa; Chordata; Actinopteri; Cypriniformes; Xenocyprididae. The transcript is spliced from 8 exons. The coding region runs from base 770 to 1558 and encodes 262 amino acids. The record is from RefSeq and is a predicted model, not a curated record.
UUUCAGAAUUAUAAAAUUUGUGUAUGAAAUUAUAUUAAAAAAAUUAAUUUAUAGAUUUUACAUUUUUGAUUAUCUUUUGACAAUGAUAAUCCUACCAAAAUAAGGUUAAUCCCUUUGCCAGAGGGGUUUAUCUUCGUCAUUUAACGAGUGGAUGAUGUUUCAUUACAUUUAUUUAGUAGCUUAGAUCUAAAGUGACUUUAAUGAAUACUAAAACAUGACGAGUUAUUCCUGGAUACUAUUGAUCCUGAGGGGUAAAAUACGAAGUGGUUAAAAAAAAAAAAAAAUCAACCAAACCACAAACGACUGUAAUUGGUCUAUCCUGAACAGCGCAAAGAAAAGUAACCGAUUCCUCGUGACAAUUCUAUAAACGUAGCUUCUCUAGCUGUAUAUAAAAACGAGAAGCAUUAAAAGCAUAUGAAUUGAAAAUACACAACGUUGAAGUAAAAAAAAAAAAGGUUAGCCCCAGUCCCACCCAUUCCGACACUUGUACAUUUAAAUGGCCAUUCUAGUGACUUCACUCUAUUUUUACGGCAGGUAGUUCAAUGUAGAUUCACAGAACGCCGGUACGUUUUGGUGGGUUCUCGUCGUUUUGACCACGCCUUUUAUUAAUAUCUUAUGCCGCUGCUUGAAUGAACACCAUGGAGAGGAGGACCGCUGAAAUGCCCCUUUGCAUGGAGAGUGACAAACGCCAUUAAUGGAUAAAUAAACAAAUAAAUUCCGUAUUAAUCAUAUAAAUCCGUGUCACUGGUGGGAUAAUUACGGACCGACAAUGGCAGCUGUGAGUCUGACAGAUCCGCUUUGCAAACCUUGUUCUUACCGUUCACAUUUCAAAGUUGAGUUGUGCGUGAGGAAGCCCUUGAUGCCCAUUCACCUGAGCAGUGAUCAAGUGGCACUGGAGAUGCUGUGUCUCUGCAGCCAGCUGGAUCUAUUGAUCAGAGCUCAGGUCCAUCAGUUUCAGGAGCAGAUUAAACUGGACACUAGUCCUGAGGAGUCUGAAAGUUUUAAGAGACAAGGGGCUGAGAUAAUAUAUCAGAUGAACCAGUGCCUUGAACAUUCGUCGGAAUAUUCGGUGCUUCAGCUUGAGGAAUAUUUGGAUGUUAUAGGACUAUCUGCUGUAUUCCCUCGAGUGGAAGUUUAUAUGAUACACGGCAGCCCUAUUGACAUGCUGGAAAAAUCGCCUUCAGAUGCUUAUUUUCCUUUUAUUGGGAGGCUGAACCAGCUGCUGGUGCUUAGUCAGCAGGUAAAUGAAGAUGUGAAGCAUCUGGGCAGUCAUAAGUACAUUGCACAUCAGCUAUCAGCAAUUUAUCAAGUGCUAAAUUCUUUUAAAGACAGCUUUCCAUUAUCCAUCAUAAGAAAGGAUAUUGAGGCCAAUUUCAAACAGUUAAAGAUGUCUCUUUCGAAAGAGGAUGGGUCCAAGCUGGAUCCUCAGUUGCCAGCACAUCAAGUGAGCUGGGUGUCAGAGUUAACACAAAAUAUGAUAUCUACGGUACUGUCACUCUCAGAAGAGCUCACCAAAGAGUUAAAUCCCCUCAAGGAAUCGGUCUCUAACGUCUCCUAACAGCUGGAUCCACAGUGCCUCAAGUGGAUGCCGAGAAAUUGUCACCGAAUAAAAGUGAUUCUCUUGAAAAAUGAU